CGCUAUUCGAGUGGCCAUGUUUCCUGAUAUAUCCUUCCUCUUGAUAACCUCUGAUUACAUAGAUUAAUCCCCAGCCACAUAGAUUCCUCCCCCAUCACCAUGCUCCGCUCCCUCCUAUCGCUGAGUGGCAUCCAACGCAACAACUAUCUCUUUCCUACGGUGGACCCGGCCCAGGAUGGCGCAGACUGCAAGAAAGACUGCGCCGAUUGCACAGCCCAGUUCCCCCCGAAGGUCAAAAUUGAAUCGUUGACGCCUCUCUACGGCCAUCUGAAACCGCUGAACACCCACGUUCUGGUAGCGACCGGCAAGUCCGACUGGAAGCAGCAUGUCGAGGAAGAACGAGGCAGCCUGAUGGAAGCGUUUGAUCGCGCCUCUAUAAAAUCCAAGCAUGGGGUAUGCUCUUGUUCUUGCCCUCCCUCCGCACCCAGCUAACGAGAAUGUCCAGAGAAUCAUGGUCUCCGCAUCGAAUCUCCAGGAACCAGAGCACGACGCAGACUCCGACACCCAGACCCCACAAGGAAGCACAGUCUUGCUCCUACCGUCCUUCACAUUCGUCGACUCGGUGCAAAGCGACGAUGUCAAAGAGCUGGUAGACUGCUUCAUCGACGUGCCCCAAUCCAGCGCCGAUGGAAAACCAGCCAAUUCUCGACUCUCAUAUCGACCCUGCCAAUACGACUACGUGGUGCUGCUCUGCUCGCACAAGCGACGAGACGCGCGCUGUGGCAUCACGGCGCCGCUGAUCAAGCGAGAACUCGAACGCCAUCUGCGCCCCCUGGGUUUAUACCGCGACGCGGACGACGAACGGCCGGGCGGUGUGGGCAUUUUCUUCGUGUCGCAUGUCGGUGGGCAUAAGUUCUCGGCGAAUGUUUUGAUCUACCGCAAGAAGGAAGAGCAAUUGAUCUGGCUGGCAAGAAUUAAGCCCGAGCAUUGCGAGGGCGUGGUCAAAUAUACCCUGCUACAGGGGAAGGUGGUGCAUCCCGAAUCGCAGCUGCGAGGGGGAUUUGAUAAACAGCGGGGGUUGACGAGUUGGUGAUGGCAUUUUUAUUGCAUUGAGCGGGUUCAAAGACAAGACAUAUGUAUAAUAAACUAAAACUAAUCAAGAUAGACCAAUAACGAAGGAUAU
Molecule: messenger RNA, 1123 nt
Organism: Aspergillus steynii IBT 23096
Lineage: Eukaryota; Fungi; Ascomycota; Eurotiomycetes; Eurotiales; Aspergillaceae
Product: sucrase/ferredoxin-like domain-containing protein
Exons: 1
Coding region: 389-1033 (214 amino acids)
Source: RefSeq, a predicted model, not a curated record